AUGGCGUCAAAACCCAAAGUACCACGCCAGCACAGUGCUGCUGCACGAUCCGAUGUGCACAACAUCACCGACCCUAUGCCUGGUCAGACGGAAUGGUCUGUUGACAACCUUCCCGGCAUCCUAUACGUUUUCAGACCGACCGCUCCCCAAGUGAGAACACAUAUCCAACUACCCACAAAGCCAUCGCUCUGGGAAGGGGAAUCGAACCUGCGCGCCCUGGAUAUUCUGCCAGACAGAAUUUCUACGAAUGUUGAAGAAUUUCGAGUUGAGGCAUGGAUGCGCCUUGAUAGGCGGAUCCUCCUGGAAGAUAUCACCAAACGUAUGAACCCAAAGUUGCGCAUAUCCAACAAUGCACUGCAACAGCGUAGCGUCAGAUUUCGCCAGGCAUUCCACAUUUUGUCCUGGGGAACUGGAAAUAAAAAAACCCAGGAGACUGCGGCAGAAAUCGACCGGAAAUUGCGAAAGAAAGGCAUUGAUCCGGCAGCGAAUUCGACUCGUGGGUUGACGCCUGGACUAAUCAAUCCAGCUCUGGGUGAAGCUGGCGGGAGAAUCCCCGUUCCCGAGGCAUAUGGUCAACGCCUACGUACUUUCGCUAUAGAACAGCAACAACUGAUUGAACAAUUGGCAACCAUGGAGCAAAACGGCAUGAUGGCACAGCUUCGACCAAGAGAGCAGGAAAUGGGGAUGAACAAUUCCAUCAUGACGCAGCCUUCUAUGGCACUAACACCUCAAACAUAUUCGCCAGAGCAACUUCAAUAUCUAGGACAGGCCGUCUACGAAAGCCAUGUUCAACACUCCACUCUGAACCAUAACCAGUUCCAAGGAAUGCCCUAUGGCCACCAGCUCACAGCGAUCCAUAACCAGCCCCCAACAGCGCACUAUGAUCAACAGCUUUCAAUCGCCAAUAGCCAGCUGUCAGGGGUGCAUUAUGGCCAACAACCACCUCCAGUAACUCAUAUCCAUCUUUCUGAUAUGCCGUAUAAUCAACAGCCUGCAACACUCGACUAUCAACCCUUUGAAAUGACUGAUGAGCAACUUGGGGACGUGCUCCGACAACUGGGCUAUGGUUCACAGCCUACAAUGGCCCAUAACCAGCCUCAUGAAAUGCCUUAUGAUAAACAUCCUGCAAUGAAUCAUCGUAAGCUUCCUGAUAUGUCCUAUAAUCAACAGCCUGCAAUAACUGCCUAUGCCCAGCUCCAAGAUAUGCGCUAUGGGCAACAGAUUGCAGUUACCCAUAACCAGCUCUCAGGUAUGCCUGAUGGCCUACAUUCCCCAGUGUCUCAUAGUCAGCACCCUGAUACGUCCUAUGAUCAAUAUUCUGCAACGAUUGAUGAUACCGCGCCAGAGACGACUAACGAGCAACUCCAUAACGCGAUCCAACAGCUGCCUUAUCCAAGAGAAGAACCCCAAGUCAAUCAACACGGAAAUGAAUAUAACCAUGAUAUGCUUUCUAGAGAAACAAGCUAUAUCGUGAUUAAUGUGUUUGAUGAGGACUAUGCUCGUACAAACAUUUCUCAGAAGCCAAUGCACGAGGGUCACAUCAUCUUCGAGAACAGCGUCAAUAGAACACUUAGUGGUGGUAGCCAGAAUAUGCCGAAUGUUGUUCAAAAACAAGAUGAUACGGGAAUGACAGACGCAUCUGAGGAUGGUAAUGAAGGAUCCGGAGAAGGUCAAGAGAGUCACGUACAGGCUGAAAAAGAAAAUGAGGCUUGUGCAGAGGCCGGGGUUCUUGAAGCUCUUAACGUGCCUCUUAUUGUAUUACUGGGCGAAGAUUCUCACUGCCAAACAGCCAAUGGUAGAGAGCCAGCUGCAGAAAACCUACUAGAAGAGUUAGCAGGAGAAAAGAGAUCUGAAAAAGACAGAUUGGAAAACGGCAGACCCGAGGAUGUCAGUUUCAAAGAUAGACCAAAGGAAACCAGACUAAAGCAAGCCAGAGGCAAAGGCACCAUACCCAAAAACAUCAGAUUCGAAAAAGCCGGACUCGAAAAAGCCAGAGUCAAAAAAGCCAAAGCCAAGAAAGCUGAAUUCAAAGAAGCCACAGCAAAUGAAGCCGAAACUAAAGAGGCUAUAAAAGAAGAGCAGACAACACCAAUCCUUGUUCCCUCUUUGCCUUGUCCAUGGAAUCCGUGGAAUAUGGACGUCAACUACCUAUGGUACCUUGAGAUGUCUGAGGCGAUGCGAAAAAUUGAGGCCGCCAAUUCUCGAGUGGAUAAAUACAUCAUAUAUUUCGAGGGUAAAUUUGAUAUGGAGGGAGGAUUUGAUAAUGUGGGUUGGGAGUUAUUUCCUUCCCUUGCUGGCCCACCCCGUACCCCUCAUCUGAGUUUCAAUGAAAAAAGUGAAAGUCCGAUUGUGUAUGAGAUGAUGCUAAGAGGAUUAAAAUAUCAUCGGGAAUAUGACCUCGACCUUGAGUAUUGCAAGCAGCUGGAGGGCUUUCAUGAGGAAAAUACCUUCUAG
Molecule: messenger RNA, 2454 nt
Organism: Paracoccidioides brasiliensis Pb18
Exons: 2
Coding region: 1-2454 (817 amino acids)
Source: RefSeq, a predicted model, not a curated record